Molecule: messenger RNA, 3711 nt
Organism: Phytomonas sp. Hart1
Lineage: Eukaryota; Euglenozoa; Kinetoplastea; Trypanosomatida; Trypanosomatidae
Source: the annotation of a GenBank genome assembly
AUGACAUUUUCGUCUGGGGUGGGCAACAGCGCCACCGCCAACCUGCCAAAGCAACUAAGGCGAUUGCUGGAACGAACAGACCGAGGGAUCGAGUUACUGUAUUCUACGGCAAUCAACUCCGCCGUCAUCGAGGGAUUGCCCUCCACAGGUUUAGUGCAUGCAAAAUCCUCUUCACGACAACGAUCUUAUCGUACAAACCCUCAAUUUGACAAGAGGCGGGAUGAUAGUUCUUUAAUGCCGAGAUGCUAUGCAAGUGGAAAGGAUCCUUCCUCCACAUUUCUCAAUUCGAGGAUUGCCUAUCCCACAUCCCCAUCCCCAUCUCCAUCCAAUUCCGCCUUCUCUGACCUUGAAACUGCUAGUGAUGAGGAGUCAGUUCAUAGUGAGAAUCGCAAUCGUCGCGGUAAAGAACGCGUGCAUCGACCAUCCUCCGAUGCGGUUCGACAUGGGAAGAUUAGUCACAAUUCCAGAGGAACCGGAAAAGGAAAUUACGGCGCCAAAAACACUAGAACGCAUACCGAUCACGGGGCCCCAACCCAUCGCCUCGCCUGCAAUUAUUCCCAAAAUGAUACCGGGUAUUACCCCGAAGAGGAAAGCCUCCACGUCAGCCGCCAAAACCGGCGCACGCGGCUACGCACCCCGAACCAUUUUCCAUCCGAUCGGCAGCGCGUCGACCUCCUUGAGGGCCCGCGCCGAGGGCAGCCCACGCGGCAUCCGAGCACCUCCGGCCUUUCCCCGCUUAAAUGUGAAAACACAUCCCAACAAUCCCCAAGACGCGAUCGCCGUGCGGGGUGCGAGCGCUCAGGGGCGGAUUUGCCGCGCCGCCGCGCCUCGAGGCGCGGGGAGUCCUCCGCGGCGUCGAAUUCCAGCGACGAAACGUGCGCCUUUCCCUCCGGGGAGGGCUCGAUCGGGAUGCGAUCCCACUUUGGCAGGCGCUGGGGCGACGCCUACCAAAGCCUUUUUGGCGACCUCGAGCGGGAGAACGAACGGGAACGGGAGCUUAAACUCGAACGAGAACGAGAAAUUAAGCUAGAACGAGAACGGGAACUUAAACUAGAACGGGAACGGGGGGUUAAGCUCGAACGAGAACGAGAAAUUAAGCUAGAACGAGAACGGGAACUUAAACUAGAACGGGAACGGGAGCUCAAACAGGAACGAGAACAUGAACGGGAGGUUAAACUCAAGCAGGAACGGGAACGACACCUAGAGAAUGAGCGGAGACGGGAGCUGGAGCGUGAGCGGGAACGACGACUGGAGAGUGAACGGGAGCUUGAGCUUAAGCGAGAGCGGGAGCUGGAGAGCGAACGGGAACGGGAGCGGGAGCUGGAGCAGGAGCGGGGGCGGCGUGUGGAGGAGGCCCUUGCGGCGGCAGAGGCGGCGGAGCGCCUUGCGGCCUCGCACGCGUCCCGGCAGGGCCUCCUCCAGUCCGCGCUUGAUCUCGAGCGGCGGCGCCUGGCGGAGGCCUCAAGGGACCUCGAGCGGGGCCGCGGCCGGAUCGCCGAGCAGGAGGCCGCGCUCGAGGAGCUGCGCGGGGCCGUGGCUCGGUUGGAGCGCGAGCAGGAGACGUUGAAGGGUGGGCUUGCAAGCGCGGAGGAGCGGUGCGCGCGGUACACGGCGGAGCUGGGGGCCCUCCAGAUCAAGGAGCGGGAGUGGGGGGAGCGGGAUGGAGCCUGGGGGCGGCAGCUCAAGGGCCUCGAGGAUCGCCUGCAAGAGCAGGAGGAGGCCGCGCGGACGACGCUGCACCAGCUUGAGGUGGAGUUUGCGGCCACGGCGGGGAGCUACCAGGAGCUGCUCUCCGAGGCGACGGAGCGGAUGGGGUAUUUGGAGAAGACCCACCGCAAGUACAAGACGCUGAAGGAAGAGCAUCAGAAGUUGAAAACGGCCAAGGAGGAGGCGAUUGGAGAAAAUGAGAAGCGUCUACGCGAUAUGGUGUCGGAAAAGAUGGCGUUGAAGGGGGAGAACAAGGCGCUUAGAGAGCAACUUCAGUUGAUUGAAGAAGAUAUGAAGGGACUUUCACAGACCCACAAGGAAUCCGUUGAGGAGAUGAAGCGGCAAUCGGAACUUCAAAAGGCCUCCGCAAGUGAUCAGACAAAGCUUCUGCAGAAUCAGAUGGAGACCGCCCACCACACCAUACAGCUCCUGCGCACGCAGAUCGAGAACCUCCAGCGCGAGGUCUCCGAGGAGCAAGGGCAUUCCCAGGAGAUCGCGAUGCGCAUGGCGGAAAAGGAGAUGAAGCUCCAGCAGGAAAGGCAGGAACAGCAAAAGUCUGCCUCGGCGUAUAAAGUUAACUCCGAAGAAACUAUCGCUGCCCUGAAGCGUCAGCUGCGAGAAAAGGAUUCGCAGCUGCGCGCAUUAGCGGUGAGUCAAUCUGAGCCCUUACAGCGCCUCCGCGUGCAGCUCGAGGAUGAGCGAGGCAAACGCGCUCAGCUUGAAUCCCAGUUCGUACAGUACAAACGAAAAGCUAAAGAAGCCGAGGAGAUCGCUCUUCGUGAGAUUCGGAGGGAAAAGCUUCGGUCUUCAGGGCAAUCACCAUCGUGUUCUCAAUCCGCGAUGGCGAUUUCUUCCGCCACCGCGACGCCGCCGAGGCAUUCGAUUAAUGAGACCCCCCAAACACAAAAGCAGUCGCGGUGGAAUAAGGGGACCUUCUCCUCGGUGAGUCCUAAAAUUUCUAAAAAGCAAAAUCACUAUCAUCGACAUUAUGUGCGUAGCGUGGAGCGAAGCACCACUCCUAGCAGCGACUUUUUGCGUCAAAAACGAGGACAACAGGCUGGUGUUUUAGAUAAAUCUCACGGCGGGGGAAAACCCACGAAGGGACUUCCUUUGGUGCUUUCUCCUCUUCGCGAGGUGGAAGAUGGCACGAGCCCGCCAAAGGUUCAGGUCACCAGGAUCGAUUCUGCAGGUGAGAUGAAGACAAAUCUUCCUCCUGCAAAGUUUGAAAUGCAGGCAUUCUGCCGAAGGGAUGACAAACAUACAGUUUCUUCUUCUCCUGAGCAAGGAAAAGUAGAGGUGGUCUCUGAUAAAGCUAGUUAUACGGAUGAACAUCAGGCUAUAAAACAAAAUAUUUCUUUUCUUCCUCCCCCUUCUGAUGCGUUAGCGGGGGCUGUGAGGAGCCCUUUGACGGAUUCCAUCUCAUGCAUCUCAAACACUUCCCCGUGCAAUAGCACCAGCCAGCUUGAUCAUCCUGUUAAUCCUUGCCUUUUAGAAAUGCUUCAACAAGGCGAAGUAGAAGAAAAGAAGGAGGAAAAAGAGGAAGAGAUUAAUAUGAAGUGCCUCCUAUCGCUUUCUAGUAUAAAAAAUGAUGUAUAUAGCGGAACACAGGCGGGUUGGCCUAUUUUUUCAUCAAAAUAUCAAGAAGGCCCAGAUUUUCAGCAAGGCGGUUUAUUGAAGAAUGCUUCAGAAGAGAAGCCAUAUGAGAAUAUAGUUUCGAUAGAAGCAGACAUGCGAGUAAAGGAGCGAAAUAAUCCCGUUGAUACCUCAGUAACGGAUCAUGAGCAGCGAAUGCGGGAAUUUCACGCCAGCGCGGCGGAGAUUUUUAAAAAAAUUACCAGCAGCCGUGAGGAUUUUCUCGCGCAGUGUACAAGUAUUGUCAGGCAAUCCACAGCUACGCGUCGAGCUAGUCAUAAUGGCGGUGGAGGAUCGGCGGUUGAGAAUGGGGUGAAAAGAGAGUCAUUUACAAUGAUGGGAUCCCCCGAAUUGACAAAAGUAACGCCAUGA